Molecule: messenger RNA, 2648 nt
Organism: Pogona vitticeps (central bearded dragon)
Lineage: Eukaryota; Metazoa; Chordata; Lepidosauria; Squamata; Agamidae
Source: RefSeq, a predicted model, not a curated record
UCGCCGCCGUGAGUCAGCGGAAAGAGGCCUUAGCAACGGGGCCUGGCGACUUCGCGGCCUUAGCAACGGGAGUGCGGGAAGCAUGGCGGAGAAAGCCGGCGGCCUCGGGGAGCACGCCCUUCGUGUGGCCGAGGCCGGCCAGGCCCUGUCUCGCCCCCUGGCCGCCUUGCAGGGGGACUCGAGGCAAGGCCGGCUGGACGCCCUGGCCGGCCUCCGAGAAGCGCUGCUGGAGCGGGCCUUGCCUCCGGCGGUGGUGCAGGAGAUCUUCGGCAAGCUGGCGCUCCGGCCGCUGCUCCGCUGCUUGGCCUCCGACCCGGCCGAGCGGUGCCGGGAGUUGGCGCUGGAACUGACCGCGCAGGGCCUGAGCCGCGGGAACCAGCCGGCCCAGGCCUUGCCCUUCCUCAUGCCGGUCCUGGCCCGGCGCCUCGGCCCGGCCUGCGACGGCGGCGGCGCCGCCCUGGCGCCUUACCUGCCCGAGCUGGGGCGCGUCCUGGCCGGCGCCCUCCUCGACCCUUACCCCAAGGCCAAGCUCGAAGGCUGCGCCGCCCUGGCGGCUUGUGCCAAGGCCAUGCCAGAGCAUUUUCACCUGCAGUCGGAAAGUCUGAUCAAUCCUCUCAUGAAGACCAUUUCCCACCAGCACUACCGAGUCCGUGUUGCUGUCGUUCAAGCUACGGGAGCAGUGAUACAGUUCGGCAAUGUGAAGUCUCUGGAUGACGUGCUUCCUCACUUAGCUCAGAGGUGUUUUGAUGACAUCCCACAGGUUAGAGAGGCUGUUAUCAGUGUCAUUGGGGAGUGGCUACUGCACCUGCGAGACCGAUAUUCUUAUUUUCACAAGUUAAUCCCUCUGCUGCUCAGCGGUCUUACUGAUGAAAUGCAUGAGAACAAGGAGCUAGCUCUGACAUAUUGGAAAAAAGUUGGUUCGCAAUGGGAAAAAGAAAAUGAAGAUGAUAUCAAAGAUAAGUGUGACUUCUGUUGUGAGCCGUCUUUUUAUCCUCAAGGAUUGACUCGUCCAGAACUAGGGUGCCGGGAGCUUGUGACCAGGAACCUCUCCAAAAUACUUCCGGGUCUCUGCCAUGAUAUGAAUGACUGGGUUGAAGGCACAAAAGUGAAGGCAUCCCAGCUUCUGGUGAUCUUAUUGCAACAUGCCGAGGACCACACGACACAGCACAUGGAACUGCUGCUUCGGACUUUGUACCGCGUCUGCUCAGAUGAGCACAGAAUCAUAGUUAGGAAUUGUCUGGAAGCAGCAAAGCUGAUUGGCGUGUUUGUCAGCCCAGCGGUGUCCCUAAAGUUAAUAGUGUCUGAUCUUGAGAGAGCGCCUAUGCCAUCUUACCUUAUGGUGCUAGCAGCAGUGAUACGAGGUUCGCCAAGGAAGAUCUUGCAGCCUCAUCUGGUCUACCUUUCUAACAUGCUCUCCCAGCCUGAAAUCAGUCAACGAUCUGAGGAGGUCUUCUACGUGACCCAGUUGCUUUGCUGCGUGGAAGCUCUCAUUGAAGUGUGCCAAGACGACUGUAAAGAAGUAAGCCUGCAACUAACCAAGGUUUUGGUAACGAUCAUGGCAAUACCACCAAACGUUGGACACUUACACGAAAAGAUAGAGGAUGCAAUGAUUUCAUUGGCUAAGGUGCAGCACUUGGAAGGCAUUGUUGGCCUGUACCGUCAGCAUAUGGCUCAGCUUAUGGAAUGGGUAUCUUUAACUCAUGAUAGCUGGACGUGCUACUCUCCAGAAUUGCUGCAGCUGGAUGUCAUUGCCACUCAUUCAGGCCCUGUAAUAGGCGAAGCGCUUAAGGAUUUUAUUUGCAUCCUUAAAACAUGCCUCCAGACAUCCAGAGAUGCCCGAAUGCGUCUGAAGCUGUUCUCGACCUUAUCCCAGCUGCUUCUAAAACCGAAUGAGACUCUCAAUUCUGAAGGGCGGUUCUGUAACUACCUUGAGAUCCUGAUAAAAGACAUCCUGGCUCCGAAUCUGCAGUGGCAAGCGGGAAAAAUAGCAGCUGCCAUCCGCACCACCGCAGUGUCCUGCCUCUGGGCUCUUAUUUCCAGUAAACUCCUUUCUCCAGAAGAGAUGCAGCGCGUUGGAGAGGAACUGUUGCCUAAGAUAUUGACCACACUGGAGGACGAUUCUAAAAUGACCCGCCUCAUGUCCUGUCGGAUUAUGGGCACACUGUUAGAUUGCUGCGGAAAACAGUUUGAUCUUGUCAAAAUUUGUCCAGAACUUUUAAAUCGUUUGGAAGAUGCCUCCCGUGAGGUCCGUCUAGCUGCUGCGAAUGCCUUGACCUGCUGGUUUAAAUGUAUCAGUGAGAAGGAAGAGAAAGUCCUGUUGAAAGAUAACAUAGAGACUACCUAUCGGAUAUUGUUGAGUCACCUGGAUGAUCCUGAUCAGAACAUCCAAUCUGCCACCUUAGACGUUUUGAAAGAAGGCGGUGUUCUCUACCCAGACAUCUUGGCAAAAGAAAUUAAAGCCGUUGUGUACAAACAUCGCACUCCGACCUACUGCGAUCAGCUGCUGUUGCACAUGGAAUCAACAGGCUGGAGAGACUCUGGAUCUUAAGUGCCUCCGUGACAACACACAAGCUCCAUCAUAUAUCAGGAACGGAGCCAUCUAGUUUGUACCAGGGAAACUUGGCACUUCAAUAAAUGACAUCAUUUAA